CAAAACACUGUAAACCACGCACUUACAAAUUUAAUUUGUUAAACGAUUUGAUUAUGGCUGUGCUACCACCAGAUCCUGUGUUCAGCCUGCGUUCCCCGGACAUGGGCGCCGUGAAUUCGGUUUGCUUCCAGGAAAACGAGCGUCUCCUGGCGGGCACCAUCAAGGGCAGCGUUUUCCUGUGGGAUCUACAGACAAAUCGCUCGGCUCUGCACUUUGAAGUGGGCAGCGAGCCCAUCACAAGCCUGCAUCACACGUCCGACCGACUGGUGACCCAGGAGAAGGGUGGAACCGUCACGAUGUUCUCCAUAGGCAACAGCAGCUAUGUGAAGGAGCACAGUAUUCUGGGAAAUCAUCUGGGGUACUGCCGUUCAGCCCUUUAUAUGAAUACGAGCAACACCAACGAGCAGCUUCUGUUCUAUCCCUGCGAGGAGUCGUCCAUUGGAGUGCUGCAUGUGACGGACUCGGCUGCCCCCACCCAAAUGCUUGUGCCUGACGAUCCGCAGCUGCCCAAGCUGGGCAGCGUCACCUGCUUCAAGCCCUUCGACUGCGCCUCCUCACUGUUCCUACUGGCCGGCUACGAGUCUGGGCACUUUCUGACGUGGGACAUCAGCUCUGGUGUUAUGGUGGAUGUCGUCGAGCUGGCGACUGAUGCCAUGGCAGUGGACUAUGACCCCAUAACGAAUAGAGGCAUCGUUGGCGGUGCCUCGGACAAGCUGACCACCUUUAGCUACCAGCGGCCAUCCAUGCAGCUGCAGCGCGGCUCGGAGCUGUGCAUCAAGAAUCCGGGCGUCAACUGUGUUCGCAUUCGCGCCGACCAGAAGGUCUUUGCCAGCGGUGGCUGGGAUGGUCGCAUUCGGAUCUUCUCUUGGAAGAGUCUCCGACCUCUGGCCGUGCUCACCCAGCACAAGCAGGGCGGUGUCAUGGACCUGGCCUACUCCCAGCAGCCGGUGGCUAUGUGGCGGGCUCCCAUCAUGGCGGCAGCGGGCAUGGACGGCCAGAUCUCGCUCUGGGAUCUGUACAAUUAAAAGGUGCUACCAGAGUAGUCACAAGUGCUACCUUCAGUUUGAGUUAUAUUUGUUUAGCAUGCAGCAGAGCACCUUGUAAGCUGCUCAGGGACUGAUAACGUUAUCCUUUUAUGCGUAGACUAGGUGGAAACACACACAAUUAUACACAUUGCAAAUUAA
Molecule: messenger RNA, 1184 nt
Organism: Drosophila persimilis
Lineage: Eukaryota; Metazoa; Arthropoda; Insecta; Diptera; Drosophilidae
Product: guanine nucleotide-binding protein subunit beta-like protein 1
Exons: 3
Coding region: 54-1025 (323 amino acids)
Molecular function (GO): protein binding
Source: RefSeq, a predicted model, not a curated record